UUAUGUACAAAGCUCGAGAAGAGGAGUCCAUGGGAACAAACAGUCGAAUAAGAGCGACUGCAAACACUUCUUAGUUCUCUUUUCUGCUCCUUCUACCCAAAAAAAUAAAUAAAUAAAUAAAAGCGGAAUUUGGAAAAUACCACCGAUGUACAUAAACACUGGAACACCUUCUUCUUCUUCAUCUUGCUGCUGUUGGGGCCAAUGGGACAAGGCAAAUACGCCGCCGUUCCAAUCUCUGUUCGUAUCUCCAAUAUUAUCGCGGCGAAAGCCACCGCCUCCUGUGUUUGUGUGCGCGGCUUCUCUUCCGAAAGAUGACGACGGCGAGAGGUCUGCAAUGGCGAAAGGCUCUGGAACGACGGCGAGGGGGCGGAGGCUGCUCAAGCUUCGCGAAGAGAAGAGGAAAAGGGAAUACGAUCGCCUCCACAACUAUCCCACUUGGGCAAAAGUGUUGGAAGACGCGUGCAAAGAUGAUGAUGAGCUCAGAGCCGUUCUUGGGGAUAGCAUUGGAAAUCCUGAGCUUAUGAGGAAGAAGGUUGAAGAAAGGGUUCGGAAAAAGGGUAGAGACUUCCGAAAAUCAAAAACUGGUUCGGUUCUUUCUUUCAAAGUCAGCUUUAGAGACUUCAACCCUGUUGAUUCCUAUAUAUGGUUUGAACUAUAUGGAUCACCAUCUGAUCGAGAUGUUGAUCUCAUUGGUAGUGUGAUUCAGUCGUGGUAUGUUAUGGGCCGCUUGGGUUCCUUCAACUCUACUAACCUUCAGCUGGCAAAUUCGUCUAUGGACUACGACCCCUUGUACGAUGCAGAGAAGGGUUUCAAAGUGAUGCCUUCGUCAUUCCAUGAUAUCGGCGACGUUGAAUUUCAGGACAACUGGGGCCGUGUUUGGGUUGACCUCGGAACAUCAGAUUAUUUUGCCAUUGAUGUGCUCCUCAACUGCUUGACAGUCUUAAGUUCAGAGUAUUUAGGAAUCCAACAGAUAGUCUUUGGCGGUCGUGGCAUGGGUGAUUGGGAAGAAGGGAUGACAAACCCCGAGUAUGGAUACAAGUACUUCAAGAUCUGACCUAUUUUUCGGGAUCAUAGUUUUCUUUUUCUUCUUUUUUUUUUUUUUUUUUUUUUUU
This is a messenger RNA of Morus notabilis, 1112 nucleotides long. RefSeq lists its product as uncharacterized. The record is from RefSeq and is a predicted model, not a curated record. Bases 146 to 1054 code for a protein of 302 amino acids. The transcript is spliced from 8 exons. Lineage: Eukaryota; Viridiplantae; Streptophyta; Magnoliopsida; Rosales; Moraceae.